This is a messenger RNA of Ilex paraguariensis (yerba mate), 1496 nucleotides long. Lineage: Eukaryota; Viridiplantae; Streptophyta; Magnoliopsida; Aquifoliales; Aquifoliaceae. The record is from the annotation of a GenBank genome assembly.
AAAUCAACAAUCAUCGUUUUCAAUGUAUAAAAAUUAAUAAAACUAACUAAAAAUAACAUAUCUUUUUUUUCCCAUUGAUGUUCCAUUUCUCACCUCCGUCUAAGUCGACUGCAUUCUUCACCAACCGGUCAAAGAAAUAUCACACCAUAAUUCACUCUGGCUCUUAAGGUAUCCAUAUAGAAACCCCCUCGUACCCCUCUCUCUCUCUCUCGUUCACCCACACACACACACACAUGGCGUCCUUCUUCUGUUCUAUGAAAUUUUUAUUGCUUCUAUUGCUCGUAUCAGCUAUUCCCAUCGCCUUCAUUAUACACCUCGAAACAGCCAAGCCAACCACCCAUGUGUACGAGUACCACAGCAAUGGGUGGCUCAGGGAGUGCGGCAAGUGGGACGAUCUUAACAGUCGCUUCCUCGUCUCUUUCUUCGAGGGCGGUAUAGGUCAGGUUUCGCUCCCCAGCGACUACUCACCGGGAACCGUCUUGGAGGAAGUUCCGCUAGUCAAAGACGUUGACUUGGCGGGAAACGCCUCGCUCGGCUUCACCAUCGACCGGCCAAGGAAUCGGCUAGUGUUGGCCGUCUCCGACGUGAUUGGUAAUCGGUACAGUGCUGUUGCGGCCUACGAUUUGACCAAUUGGAACCGAUUGUUUCUCACUCAACUCAGUGGCCCAGGGGAUGACAAAUCCUUUGCAGAUGAUGCAGUGGUUGAUGCAGAAGGUAAUUCAUAUAUCACUGAUAUCAAAGGGAGUAAAAUUUGGAAGGUGGGAGCAAAUGGAGAAUUCCUGUAUGUCAUAAGAAGCCCACUCUUCACUCCGAAAGAGUGGUACAAAAGCAUAGUUGGAGUCAAUGGAAUCGUCUACCAUCCCAAUGGAUACUUACUAGUCCUUCAUACUUUUUCUGGCGAUUUAUUUAAGAUCAGGAUAGAGAAGGGAGAUGAAAUUAAGGUAGUUAAUGUAGUGGGAGGUGGUUCACUGAGAUUUGGGGAUGGGAUUGAGCUCUUGUCUUCGACUAAGCUUGUAGUUGCAGGGAAUCCUACCAAAUUGGUUGAGAGCUCUGAUGACUGGAAGACAGCUACCAUUGUUGGCAAGUUCCAGGGGCCGAUGCAUCGGUUGACCACAGCAGCAACAGUAAAGGAUGGCAAGGUGUAUUUGAACCACAUAAUUGGUUUGGGAUACCCUAGGAAAAAGCAUGCCAUAGUUGAGGCAGAUUUUACAUCAUAGGAUGAGGGACAAACCAAUUUCAAUUCGAUCUGACGGGUCCAUCUUUUCUUUCCCUUUUUUUUUCUUCCCUUUUUGCCUCUGUUGAGGAUGAUCAAUGUGUGUUGUAUGUGGAUUUUGUAUUGGUAUGUAUCAAUAAAGAACAUUGUUUAUGUUUAGGAAAGAAACUGGUUCUUCCUUCGCUAUAGUGAGGUUGGAGAAUAUCUGAAACUCAUGUAGCUUAAUGAAUAAUAAUACAUAUUUCCGUUUCAAACUCAAAAUCUGCAUAUAGCCGGUUGUAAC